Molecule: messenger RNA, 1891 nt
Organism: Suricata suricatta (meerkat)
Lineage: Eukaryota; Metazoa; Chordata; Mammalia; Carnivora; Herpestidae
Gene: ALDH3B1
Product: aldehyde dehydrogenase 3 family member B1
Exons: 8
Coding region: 16-1377 (453 amino acids)
Biological process (GO): aldehyde metabolic process
Cellular component (GO): cytoplasm
Molecular function (GO): aldehyde dehydrogenase (NAD+) activity
Source: RefSeq, a predicted model, not a curated record
ACAUGGGGUGAAUGAAUGAAUGAGCAACUAAGAGGAGGGCUUGCCUGGAGGAGGCUGUGCCCUCCACAGGGCUCUGGCUACCUGCCGGCCCUGGUGUCCCGGCCCGAGCCCUGCCCUGCCUCUCCCCUGCAGUCAGCCUUCGAGUCGCAGGUGUCUGAGAUCAGCAUCAGCCAGAGCGAGAUCAGCUUGGCCCUCAGGAAUCUGAGGUCGUGGAUGAAGGACGAGAAAGUGCCCAAGAACCUGGCCAUGCAGCUGGACUCCGCCUUCAUCCGGAAGGAGCCCUUUGGCCUGGUGCUCAUCAUCGCCCCCUGGAACUACCCCGUGAACCUGACCCUGGUGCCCCUAGUGGGCGCCCUCGCCGCAGGGAACUGUGUAGUGUUGAAGCCAUCGGAGUUCAGCAAAAGCACUGAGAAGGUCCUGGCUGACGUGCUGCCCCGCUACCUGGACCAGAGCUGCUUUGCCGUGGUGCUGGGCGGACCCCAGGAGACAGGGCAGCUGCUGGAGCACAAGUUCGACUACAUCUUCUUCACGGGGAGCCCCCGGGUGGGCAGGAUCGUCAUGUCCGCCGCCGCCAAGCACCUGACGCCCGUCACGCUGGAGCUGGGGGGCAAGAACCCCUGCUACGUGGACGACGACUGCGACGCCCAGACCGUGGCCAACCGCGUGGCCUGGUUCCGCUACUUCAACACCGGCCAGACCUGCGUGGCCCCCGACUACGUCCUGUGCAGCCCCGCCACGCAGGAGCGGCUGCUGCCCGCCCUGCAGCGCGCCAUCACCCGCUUCUACGGUGAGGACCCCCGGGGCUCCCCGAGCCUGGGCCGCAUCGUCAGCCAGAAGCACUUCCAGCGGCUCCGAGGCCUGCUGGGCUGCGGCCGCGUGGCCAUCGGCGGCCAGAGCGACGAGAGCGAGCGCUACAUCGCCCCCACGGUGCUGGUGGACGUGGAGGAGACGGAGCCAGUGAUGCAGGAGGAGAUCUUCGGACCCAUCCUGCCCAUCGUGAACGUGAGGGGCCUGGACGAGGCCAUCGACUUCAUCAACCGUCGGGAGAAGCCCCUGGCCCUGUAUGCCUUCUCCAACAACAAACAGGUGGUCAAGCGGCUGCUGGCCCAGACCAGCAGCGGGGGCUUCUGCGGGAAUGACGGCUUCAUGCACUUGACCCUCGCCAGCCUGCCUUUUGGAGGAGUGGGCGCCAGCGGGAUGGGCAACUACCACGGCAAGUUCUCUUUUGACACCUUCUCCCACCACCGCGCCUGCCUGCUGCGCCGCCCCGGGAUGGAGAAGAUCUACUCCAUCCGCUACCCGCCACACUCACCUCGCAAGCUGAGGAUGCUGCUGAUGGCCAUGGAGACCCGUGGCUGCAGCUGUACCCUGCUCUGAGCCUACCUCGGGCACUCGUCUGUGAGUCGGCUGCCCCUGCCACCAGCGGCUCAUAGAGACGUGGCCUGGGCUCCACACACAAGGAGGAAAAGACCACAGCUCGGACUGGUCUUGCCCUCCUCCCUCCCGGGGCUUCUUUUCCAGCCCUCAGCCUCCUCCCUCGGCUGCCUCCCGUGCUGGGACGGGGCCACUGUGAGGGAGCAUGGGAAACAGGGCAGUCGCCGGCCCUCUCCCUCCUCCCAUCGAGCCACCUGUGUCCUAGGGAGAGGCCGGCAGACAGGGAUGCCUCUGCGCCAACCCCCCUCCUGUGGAGGGUGUAGAGGGGGCCCUGACAUCUUCCAGGCCACACGGCAGACCUGCACCUGCAGUGGCCCAGGCUCUGGGCAGAAAUCCCUGCCCUCCCUGAGUUGUCUUUCUUUUCUAUCUGCACAGCGGAGGUGAUGUCUUGGCACCUCCGGAGAUCGUCACGAGGAUUAGAUUUUGCAGUUUAAUAAAUGAAUUGUUGACCCCAGGC